AUUGAUCAUUUUCCAAGUUUCACACUAUGCUAAUUUUAUCCAUAAUAAUCUGACGAGUGACAAGAAUGUCGCUCGCAUGGCACUGUUUGGGACAGGCAUUCUGGUAAGCCGAUGAAGCUUAAACAUGCGGCGGCCGGCCGCCUUGCCGGUUCUCGGAUACCAAUGGUGUCGGAGGGCAGCUGAAGAAGAUGGAAGCCAGAAGAAAUUAAGUAUUAGGGGACGACGAUAGAUACAAACACGUCUCCUACCUAUUUAGCAUUCGUAACUUAGUAUUAAGUAUAAGAAGAACGUCCGACAAAUUUAGCGGCAUUUUUCAGCUUUUACCCACAAAUCUAAAUUUAGAAGUCAGAAAAUCAGGGGGAAUGAGAGAGAGAGAGAGAGAGAGGGACAUUUGGGUCCGCUUAAGCUGGGGGGGAGGAGGUGGCGCUGAAUGACGGUGAGGACGGCGAGGACAUCUGAAGUCUUGGCGUCGCCGCCUCUCCUCCAUGGCAACGCUUUCUUGUGCCUCCGCCUUCAAGUUCUCUCUCUUUCUCCUCCUCCUUGCGGCCAUCUCCGCCGCCUGCAUCUAUCUUCCUGUUGAAAAGAUUUUGAAGAAUUUUUUGUUAUGGAUCAAGCAAGAUCUUGGAGUUUGGGGUCCACUUGCUUUGGCUGUUGCAUACAUUCCUCUCACUGUCCUGGCAGUUCCAGCUUCAAUACUUACGCUUGGAGGUGGCUAUCUAUUUGGGCUGCCUAUGGGAUUUCUUGUUGAUUCUAUUGGUGCUACUGUUGGUGCGACAGCUGCAUUUAUUCUUGGUAGAACGAUUGGAAGAUCGUAUGUUAUUUCCAAGCUAAGGAAUUAUCCAAAGUUUCAAGCAGUUGCCAUUGCCAUUCAGGGAUCUGGCUUUAAGAUUGUUUUGCUGCUUCGGCUUGUCCCCUUACUUCCAUUUAACAUGUUGAAUUACCUUCUAUCUGUAACACCUGUUCACAUAGGGGAGUACAUGCUGGCCUCUUGGCUGGGAAUGAUGCCAAUCACGUUUGCACUUGUGUAUGUUGGAACCACUCUGAAGGACCUUUCUGAAGUCACACAUGGAUGGAAUGAAGUUUCAACAGCACAUUGGGUUUUCAUAGCAGUGGGUCUUGUGAUAUCUUUAAUCCUGAUAAUGUGCAUUACUAAAGUUGCAAAGGCUUCUCUGGAGAAAGCACUGGUUGAAAAUGCUGAGGUAGAUGGUAUCUUAGCAUCACCACGGCUCCCGACUGUAGCAGAGCCAUGCGUAGACAUUCAGAGGCCUCUUAUUUCUACCAGGAUAAGAUCAUGAGAAAUGAUCAUAAUUCUUUUAGAUUGAGCUAGGAACGAAAAAUAGGGAUAAAUGGAGCUAGCACUCGUGUACAGCAUUGUGCAGGUCAGCCAUUUUAAACUGUUGAGUCACACUUCAACGUUUAAUUUUACAGGCCAUUUUUUUACUGCUCAUGACACGUUUAGAAAUUCAGCUUGUCUAAAAGCAGGAAAUAUGAUUAUAGCAGAUGCAACAUAUGGAAAAUCUGAUCAGAUCUCUGGCUGUAAUGGUUGACUACACCUUUUAAAAGAAUUGUGGGUUAUCAAAUAACAUUGAUCAGCCUUUUUGUGUGUUGGAAUGGAAUUUUAGAUGUAAUGAAACUGAAUUUAUCUUUUUUAAUAUUGCCAUUUAAAUGUUCAUUUCA
Molecule: messenger RNA, 1677 nt
Organism: Malania oleifera
Lineage: Eukaryota; Viridiplantae; Streptophyta; Magnoliopsida; Santalales; Ximeniaceae
Exons: 9
Coding region: 486-1295 (269 amino acids)
Cellular component (GO): membrane
Source: RefSeq, a predicted model, not a curated record